CAUUAAACGGAGUAGACCAAAAUCCCAAACAAGGAAAUGGUGGGGGAAUAAAACGACACGAUUAUUUAAUUAAUGCAUGUAAUAAUUAAUAUUUUAUAUUAUUGUAAUUUAGGAAAUAUUUAUGGGUUAAAAUGGAUUACGACUUCAAAACAAAGCUCGCGGCCGAACGAGAGAAGGUAGAAGAUCUGUUCGAAUAUGAAGGUUGCAAAGUGGGUCGAGGCACAUACGGGCACGUUUAUAAAGCUAAGCGCAAAAACGGGAAAGAUGAGAAGGAGUAUGCACUGAAGCAAAUUGAAGGAACUGGAAUAUCGAUGUCUGCUUGCAGGGAAAUUGCUCUGCUACGAGAGCUGAAACACCCCAACGUGAUCGCCCUGCAGAAAGUGUUCCUGUCCCACAGUGACCGAAAGGUCUGGCUCCUUUUCGACUAUGCCGAGCAUGAUCUCUGGCACAUCAUCAAGUUCCACCGAGCCUCCAAGGCCAAUAAGAAGCCCAUGCAGCUGCCGAGAGGGAUGGUCAAGUCUCUCCUAUAUCAGAUUCUGGACGGGAUCCAUUACCUUCAUGCCAACUGGGUGCUUCACAGGGAUCUGAAACCAGCCAACAUUCUGGUAAUGGGGGAGGGCCCAGAACGAGGACGGGUGAAAAUUGCUGACAUGGGCUUCGCCAGACUCUUCAACUCUCCACUCAAACCACUGGCGGACCUUGACCCUGUCGUGGUGACGUUCUGGUAUAGGGCGCCUGAGCUGCUGCUAGGGGCCCGACAUUACACCAAAGCAAUCGACAUUUGGGCGAUUGGCUGCAUCUUUGCGGAGCUGCUGACGUCCGAGCCCAUCUUCCACUGUCGCCAGGAGGACAUUAAGACCAGUAACCCCUUCCACCAUGACCAGCUGGACAGGAUAUUCAGUGUCAUGGGCUUCCCAGCAGAUAAAGAUUGGGAGGACAUCAGGAAGAUGCCCGAGUACCCCACCCUUCAGAAAGACUUCAGGAGAACGACGUAUGCAAAUAGCAGCCUCAUCAAAUACAUGGAGAAGCAUAAAGUCAAAUCUGACAGCAAGGUUUUCCUGUUGCUCCAGAAACUCCUCACAAUGGACCCCACCAAAAGGAUUACUUCUGAACAGGCACUGCAGGACCCCUAUUUCCUGGAGGAGCCCUUACCAACCUCAGAUGUAUUUGCCGGAUGUCAGAUACCUUACCCGAAACGAGAGUUUCUGAACGAAGAUGAGCCGGAAGAGAAAACAGAGAAGAACCAGGCCCAACAGCACCAGCAGACGACAGCCCAGGCCCAGCAGCAGAGCGGCACCCAGCAAGCCUCCACCCAACAGAACUCUGCCCAGACCAACGGUAACACAGGUGCUACGGGAGCCAACAAAAGUGGAGGCCUCCAGCACGGCCAGGACCAGGGGCCCCCAAACAAGAAACCUCGGAUCGGGCCCUCUGGGGCCUCCUCCGGCACUGGGGUCCACCAGUCCGAGUACCAGCACUCCAACUCCCGCCUUGGAUACCAAAGCAACGUCCAAGGUUCCACUCAGUCCCAGGGAUACUCGUCGUCAUCCCAGCAGAGCUCACAGUACUCCCACCAAUCACACCGCUACUGAGGCUCCGAGAACUGCUCUCCAAAUCAACAGCAGGGGCCUCUCCCAAACUUAACCCUCGACCUCAAACAAACCUUAGCAUAACCUCUUAUCUCCCUCAUCCUGAUCAGACCUCAUCAUGUGUCAGAUCAUUUCAACAACUCAACAGUCAUUUCUCUCCUCUUUCAUGCCAGCCUUACUACACAGAGUGACCCUGGCCUCACUUCCACCCAAUGCCCUCACACUUACCGGAGGGCACUGCAAUAUGAAGGCGAACUCAACAUAGGAACCAAAAACAAACCCUACCACCUAAGGGCAUCGGGCAAGAUUUUCUAUUAUUAUUAAGUGACAAAAUCUGUUGAUACUAGAUUAUGAGAAGGAAAACUCAUCAGGUGCAACUUUGACUACACACGCCUACUACACAAAGACUACGAGUCACAGCACUUACAAAAAACAUGUUCUUCAAGAGGAAGAAUUGCAGCUCUGUUCAUAUAUAUAUAUAUAUAUAUAUAAAAAUACUAUAUAGCACCUUUUUCUAUUCAUUUAACAAGACACUUUUUUUUGCUUGUUUGCGAAGUGGAGUUUAAGUUUACUUUGAUCGUUGACGUUUUUGUAAAUGUUGUUGGAUAUUGACAAAGGAAAAUAGCCCUUUACUAUCAUCACUUUCCUUCGCGGUACAUUUAUUUACCCUGGAUAUCUAUGAUAUACAGAUAACAAUCAAAGCAAAAGAAAGAAAAUGAGCCAACACUUUCCUGUUGAGAAAACAAGACAGAAUCUCCUAUUCUCCGGUUGGCUUGGAAUCACAUUUGUAUAAGAGAACGUCUUAAAACUAUGAAAUACACCAUUUAUUUUAAUCUUGUUAUAUUAAUAUUUAGGGUUUUCUACUUUUAGGCAUUUUGUUUGUCUAUAUUUGUAGUCUAAAAGUCUGCAUUGGAAGGAAAUGUUUCUGCAGCAGGUUAUGUAAUCUGUAAUUGUCUCCAACAACUCUAGGUACCGCCUGUCGUCAGACAGGUUACAACUACCAAGCUACUCUUUACCAUGGGGUCGUGUCCACCAAGGAAACAUUUGUUGGUGAAUCUGAACGAUCUCAUUUCAAUCCGGAAGUGUUUAAGUGUGUGUGGUGCCUCUUUGUGGACACCUUUGCUUGACAGAUCUUACCACGGACACAGACGUCACCGAAGGUGCGUCGUCAUCAUACUGGGAAGCCAAAAGUGUGUAUGUUCCAGAUACUGUUACUGCCUGAUAGUUUUUGUUGUUAAUGUAAUGUUCUACAUUUUUCUUCUCUCAUUUAUUGCCCUUUACAGUUUCAGUUUUGUAUUCUCUUAUUCAGUCAAAGGACUGCACUGCUGAACGGAUCUGCAAAGAGCUGGAACAAAUUUGGGGUGAAUUAUUAUGCCCCGUCCUCUUCAACUCCACACUGCUGGUUGCGCACUGAGUAUAAACCAAGGCCGAGAAGUGGUUUCUUAUAGUAUUUAUCCUUUGAAAACAGGUUGACUGGAACUGUACUGUUUGUGUGUGCCCAAACACACCGAGAUAGACGGACAUGGAAUAAGGCAGAGCCACUUUAGCUUGUUCUGUGACUGGUGAAGGGGUGUAGAAACACUGACAUGUACUGGCCAUUGAGAGAACUGGACCUCUUUUGCAGCAAUGGUGAAAAUGGGUGAUUUUUUUUGUUUGUUUUUUAUUUGCGAUUAUUAUAACGGCCUUUUGGGAUGUUCGAAAAUAAUCAGCCAUGUUCAACUGGUAUAUAUUGAUGAUGAUCAACACUGUCCUUUUGUUGCCAAAGGAGAGAGAGACGUAUUCUGUUUUCUAUCGUACAAAUAUUCACAGCCACAGUACAAGGUACUACCAUGUAUUUCCCAACCGAUAGACUGCUCUCUGUGAAGCUGUUUGCUUCUGAAAGUGAUACUGCACAGAUCGUCAGUGGUGCAUUGGUCUAUUAUCUCCGGCUCAGUCAAACAGGUUUCGAGAGCCCGUCGUAUUGAUAGUUCGGCUGUUGACCGCCGUCUGGAUGUCUCUCUCCUCUCUCUCUCUCUCUCUCUCUCUCUCUCUCUCUCUCUCUCUCUCUCUCUCUCUCUCUCUCUCUCUCUCUCUCUCUCUCUCUCUCUCUCUCUCCUCACACAUAUCCGAUGUUGUUUCUCAGGACUCCCAGCUCACUGGAUCACAGUUCCAGUAUAUCGUAUGUGUGUUGAGGUGAACGCCAGAAGACCAGAUGAGCAAAAAGGACUGCUCCUUGUUCAACAUGAGUUCCUAACAGUCGGCCAGAAUGUUUCUGCAUGUCGGAUUGACUGUUUCUUUGGUGUUGAUACAAUGUCAACGUAUUGGUUCGGUUUUGAGUUUCUCUUUUCUAUUUUCCCGAUGGUCUGGUAGGCACACAGGCCCGGUGGAUUAACAACCCGCCUUCCCAGAACAGUGGUGUUUUCCUCGGGAACAAAACCAGCAGCUAUUCAAAAAGGUUUUUCUCUCUUUUUUUUCUCCCUAUGGCAUGUAUUUGAAGUAUAGUUGAAGAGCAUUAAGAAUAAAUGAGAUGGUUUCUCAAUUUUCAUCUCCACACAAACGAGGUAUCAAAAGUAUUAUUCAUUGUGCCGCUCCAACAAACAGGUGAUAGUGGGGUAAGAUAACUCUCAAAACAGUUCCUAUGCAAAAUCAAAGAGAAAAGAUUUCACUUGCACCAUGCUUCAGUUUUACUAUGAAAGCAUGCAGUUCAGUUAUCUUAUCUUAUUGGGGUAUCCAUUCCUUAUUGUAAAUCUAAUGUUGAAUAUUGUAAUUGAAGAAGGCAUUCACUUGUUUCUUACAGCACUGUAUUUUACUCUAAUUGUACUCUAAAUUAAAUAUUGUUAAGAAAA
This is a messenger RNA of Oncorhynchus gorbuscha (pink salmon), 4414 nucleotides long. RefSeq names its product cyclin-dependent kinase 19. The record is from RefSeq and is a predicted model, not a curated record. The transcript has 13 exons. Bases 132 to 1592 code for a protein of 486 amino acids. Gene Ontology annotation, molecular function: cyclin-dependent protein serine/threonine kinase activity; RNA polymerase II CTD heptapeptide repeat kinase activity; ATP binding. Gene Ontology annotation, biological process: protein phosphorylation. Lineage: Eukaryota; Metazoa; Chordata; Actinopteri; Salmoniformes; Salmonidae. Gene Ontology annotation, cellular component: mediator complex; cytosol; nucleus.